Nannochloropsis gaditana CCMP526 is the source of this 2110-nucleotide messenger RNA. It is a transcript of the gene SF3A3, whose product is annotated as splicing factor 3A subunit 3. The transcript is spliced from 4 exons. Gene Ontology annotation, molecular function: zinc ion binding; RNA binding. Gene Ontology annotation, biological process: mRNA splicing, via spliceosome. The coding region runs from base 151 to 1791 and encodes 546 amino acids. Gene Ontology annotation, cellular component: nucleus; spliceosomal complex. The record is from RefSeq and is a predicted model, not a curated record.
CAGGAAUCCUCUCGAGCCCCUAGCGAAGCGCUGGGGCCAAAGCUACGGACCACGAGCGUUGUUACCCGACUUUCAGCAGACUUGCGUCGACGGACAGUGUUGCCCGCCAAAAAUCGCGGAAGGAACAGUACCACGAGAAAAAGGAUAUAGAUGUCGGGUUUAACCCUCGAGCGGGCCCGCGCAAACCAUGAGGACAUUGAGGCAUACGAGGCGGCUAUUGUCGCAAUUUUGGAGGAUAAACCUCGAACGGCGAAGGAACGUGUCUGGCAACAACACCGGGUCUCAAACCUGAUCGAGCAGAUCCAGGGGCGCUCCAAAGACUUGGAAGGCAUUUACGAGGACGUGCACGGGACCAUGAAAGAGGAACUGGCCACUUUACGGGGCCGCGACGCGUUUCCAUCUUUUUAUGCGCGCGUGGAUCAUGCCAAGGAGUAUCACCAGAAACACCCUGACGUGCCUGUCAAGCACCACCCGCCCGUGCAGGAGGAAGCGGAGCCGCGCGUGUCCUUUUCGGGAGAAGAGGUCUUUGGCAAAUAUUUGGACCUGCAGGCGUCUCACAUGGAGUUCUACGCGUUGCCGCAAACCCCUAAAUGGGAUUAUCAGACGUACUUGAGUCGCUUGGCGGAUUUUUCGGUAGUCCCGGCCGGGAAGAAGAAUGCGGCGUGGGCAAGAUAUGUGCACAACCUGUACAAUUACCUGCACUCCUUCAUCCAGCGCACGCAACCUUUGCUAAACGUGGAGGAGAUAUUGGACGGAAACGUGGACGGAGGCGAGGAAGGGGCCACCAAGAAGGCGGAAGCCGCCUUCGAGGCGCUGUGGCAGGCGGGAAAACUACCCGGAGGUUGGCCGGUGCCGGCCCAAGGGGGAGGGGAGGAAAAGGGGGCAGAGAACACGAAGGAGGUGGACCUGCGGGGUUUUCGGACGGCGAAGGAAUUGGAGGUGCUGGGUAUGGACCGGUUGAAGGCCGGUUUGAAGGCCUUGGGGAUGAAGUGCGGAGGGACGUUGGAAGAACGAGCUGCCCGCUUGUUUGCGACCAAGGGGAAGAAGAAGGAGGAGAUUGACCCGAAGCUGUUGGCGGGCAACGGGAAGAAGAAAAGCAAGGCGGAAGGAAAUGGGCCCACGAGCAACGGGAAUGGGCAAGGGGUGGGGACGGAUAAGGAGGGAGGGAAGGGAGGGGAGGAUGGGAAGAAGCAGUGUGCGCGGUGGGAGUUCCGGAUCGACCUGUUGGUGAAGGAGGUGCUGAGGGAGGUGGUGGAGGCGACCAAGAAAUUUGUCGAGAAGAAGCAGACCCGCACGAAGGAGGAGACGGAGACGGAGCUGAGGCAAGAGGAAGAAGGGCUGCUUCCAGAACUUCGGGGGGAGGGCGAGGAGGAGGACGAGGACGAGGAGGAGGAGGAGGACGAGGACGGCCCCAUUUACAAUCCAUUGAAUCUGCCUUUAGGCUACGAUGGAAAGCCGAUUCCAUACUGGCUGUAUAAAUUGCACGGGCUGGGGGUAGAAUACAAAUGUGAGAUUUGCGGGAAUCACUCGUACUGGGGCCGCCGGGCGUUUGACAGGCACUUCCAGGAGUGGCGGCAUGCCCAUGGGAUGCGCUGCCUGAAAAUCCCCAACACAAAGCAUUUCCAUGACAUCACGACGAUCAAGGACGCGCUUGCCUUGUACGACCGGAUAAAAGAACAGCUGAAGGGAGAAGUGUACGAUGCGGAGGUGGAGGAGGAAUUCGAAGAUUCGGAGGGAAACGUGUUGAACCGUAGGACUUUCCAAGAUCUAGCUCGACAGGGGCUACUUUAAACGUGUCUCGCAUAAGGCGAGCGCAGUGUGGCAAAAGUCGAGGGAGGCUUGUCAGUGGUCAGCAGGCACGCAAAGGAGAGUCGAUAUGGACACUUGGAAGGCGCGUUGGCACGUUUGAGCUGGAAUAACGGGGCUUACUUAUGUGAUAGUAAGAUGAGCAACGACUGGAUGGCUUCUGAUGGCCUGAGGAGCGAGCUACGACGGGUUUAAAACAUCGUGACGGGCAGUGGUAUCACGAAGAGGGCUUGUCUACCGCCUCGCCCACAGCAAUAUGAAAUUUAGAAGGGGUACAGUGAAGUAACAUGACUAACACUGCCUG